AUGCAGCUGCUGCCAUCCCCUGAACCACAGCUGCUGCCAUCCCCUGAACCACAGCUGCUGCCAUCCCCUGAACCACAGCCGCUGUCAUCCCCUGAACCACAGCUGCUGUCAUACCUUGAACCACAGCCGCUGCCAUCCCCUGAACCACAGCUGCUGCCAUCCCUUGAACCACAGCUGCUGUCAUCCCUUGAACCACAGCUGCUGCCAUCCCCUGAACCACAGCUGCUGCCAUCCCCUGAACCACAGCCGCUGUCAUCCCUUGAACGUCAGCCGCUGCCAUCCCUCGAACCACAGCUGCUGCCAUCCCUUGAACCACAGCUGCUGUCAUCCCUUGAACCACAGCUGCUGCCAUCCCUUGAACCACAGCUGCUGCCAUCCCCUGUACCACAGCCGCUGUCAUCCCUUGAACCACAGCUGCUGCCAUCCCCUGAACCACAGCCGCUGCCAUCCCUUGAACCACAGCCGCUGCCAUCCCUUGAACCACAGCCGCUGCCAUCCCCUGAACCACAGCCGCUGUCAUCCCCUGAACCACAGCCGCUGUCAUCCCCUGAACCACAGCCGCUGCCAUCCCCUGAACCACAGCCGCUGCCAUCCCCUGAACCACAGCUGCUGCCAUCCCCUGAACCACAGCCGCUGUCAUCCCCUGAACCACAGCUGCUGCCAUCCCCUGAACCACAGCCGCUGUCAUCCCCUGAACCACAGCCGCUGUCAUCCCUUGAACCACAGCCGCUGUCAUCCCUUGAACCACAGCCGCUGCCAUCCCUUGAACCACAGCUGCUGUCAUACCUUGAACCACAGCUGCUGUCAUCCCUUGAACCACAGCCGCUGCCAUCCCUUGAACCACAGCCGCUGCCAUCCCUUGAACCACAGCCGCUGCCAUCCCUCGAACCACAGCCGCUGCCAUCCCUCGAACCACGGCCCACCAAACAGUUCUCGCGAACGGGACAUCGCAUUUUGACGUAUAAUUUCCCUAAGGCCAAAAGCCGCUACACUCACAGCGACUCGCGAAGUUGA
Procambarus clarkii (red swamp crayfish) is the source of this 1014-nucleotide messenger RNA. Lineage: Eukaryota; Metazoa; Arthropoda; Malacostraca; Decapoda; Cambaridae. The record is from RefSeq and is a predicted model, not a curated record.